AUGGUUUGGUUGAAGAAGGCGGCCCUCGUGGCCGUCUAUUUGGCCGUUGUCAAGGCUCAAAACACGACCACCACCUCCUUCACGUCCAUGUCGUUCACGAACUCUUCGACUCAAAGCUCCACCCUCUCCUCAACCAGCUCGUCUGAGAGCUCCUCCACUCUCACCACGACCAGUCUCACGUCCAGCUUGACCAGCUCCGAGUCCAGCUCUGGCACCACGUCUGGUAGCUCUGCCAGCUCGACUGGACAGAGCAACAGCCCGACCGUCAGCCCCAGCACUUCCGCUGGAGUGUCCUCUUCGGCCGGGGUUUCGAGCUCUGCUGGAGUUUCGUCCUCCGGCGGCGUCUCCCCGGCACCGUCUUCCAGCGGUCCUGGUGCGUCUCAGGCACCGUCUUCCAAUGCUCCUGGCCCCUCGUCUAACGCCCCGGUUCCCUCGUCUUCCGGCGCCCCGGUUCCCUCUUCUAACGCUCCCGCUCCGUCGUCUGCUGCUCCGGUUCCCUCCUCUGGCGCUCCUGCUCCGUCAUCUGCUGCUCCGGCUCCGUCUUCUGGUGCCCCGGCGCCCUCUUCCGGUGCCCCGGCUCCGUCUUCUGGUGCUCCGGCUCCGUCUUCCGGUGCUCCGGCUCCGUCUUCCGGUGCUCCGGUUCCGUCUUCUGGUGCCCCGGCUCCGUCUUCUGGUGCCCCGGUGCCUUCUUCCGGUGCUCCGGGUCAGUCUUCUGGUUCCCCACCUCCUCUUGGCGGUGGCACCCCGUCCUCCGGUGCCCCAGCUCCGUCUUCUGUUCAGCCCACCGCUCAGCCUUCUGCGACUCAGUCGACUAUUCCUGGUGCCCGUAUCAUCAACGUUCUGAGCACCGCCGUCGUCGCCUUUGUCCAGUUCUUGAACAUCCAAGUUGGAGAGGCCAUCAUCUCUGCACUCCAGAUCAUCGACCCUGCCACUGGCCAACUGAGGACGGUCAACUUCGUCAUUAUCUUCCAGGGAUGCAGAGCCGUGCCUGCUGGAGAGUCGCCCUUCUCCGAUGGACGUGGCCCCGAGUCUGGCACUUUCAACCCUGGAACCUGCGCCUCGGCUUGCACUCAGAAGGGUUCCUCCAUGUCUGGAAACAUCAAGGGAGCUUGCUUCUGCGGCACCGUUUUGAGGCAAUUGACCCUCGUUGACGUCUCUCAGUGCAGAACCUCCAGCGGCUCGAAGAAGCGUCAGGCAGGCACUUUCGACCCCAUCCCCAUCGCUGAGAGUGUCCCUCAGAACCAGGUCAACAUCGCCCCGGCGAGCACCACCCUCCUGCCGUCCUCCCUGCCUGUGGUCCCUGUCAACACUCUGCCUCCCGGUGUGACCGUUAGCUCUUCCGCCUCCGGCUCGGUCUCUGGCUCAGCAUCUGGCUCAGCAUCUGGCUCAGCAUCUGGCUCAGCAUCUGGCUCAGCAUCUGGCUCAGUCUCUGGCUCAGUUACCCCCGGCUCCAGCUCUGUGCCUACAACUCGCGUCAGCUCUUCCAGCGGCAGCUUGACCGUUCCCUCCGUUAGCCCUUCGGGCAGCAGCAGUGUCACUCCCCCGGUUAGCAGCGCCGCUGCUGGAGACUUCAUCCUCGGUAUCGUCGGUGGACGCGCUCCCGUUGUUUCCAGCUCUGCAACCAGCGCUGUUUCGACCACGCGUGCGUCUUCCACUGGUUCUAGCACACCUGUUUCCAGCUCUGCGAGCUCCUCUGGCAGCUCCGCCAGGUCGAGCAGCUCUGGCAGUUCCACUGCUUCGGCCAGCUCCGGCAGCUCCGUUGCUCCGGCCAGCUCCGGCAGCUCCGUUGCUCCGAGCAGCUCUGGUUCCAGCGCUCCUGGAUCCUCUGCUUCUUCGAGCGCCCCUGCAUCGUCUGGGCCUUCGAGCAGCCUUGUCUCCAGCUCAGCAAGCUCUUCUGCUUCUUCCAGCGACUCCCUCAGCUUGCCCAUCACCCUGCCCACGAUCACCCUGCCUACUCUUUCCUCCACGUCAGCCAGCUCCAGCUCUUCUGCCACCGCGCCGUUCUCCAACGGUACCCUUCCCCUCAUCCGAAGGCAAGCUUUCAAGAUGCAUCAAGUGGAGAAGCGCCAGACAUCUACUGUCCAGACGUACGUCGGUCGUGCUGGCAACCCCAACCCCAGCAACUGUUCCCAGGCCUCUACCUUCAGACUUGGCGCCUCCGGCACUCUCUUCAUCGAUGAUGCCGCCUUUGGAGUCCAACCCGGCGUUCUGUUUGCCCCUCUGCGCAACGGCCAGUCUGGUAGCAUCGUUGCUACUUUCACUGUGACUGCUGGCGGCGGCUUCGCGUGGACCAACGAUGCCUUCUUUGGCGGUCAGGCUGCCUUCUGCCAGGAUCCUACUGGACAGGUUUUCGCUACUUUUGCCAACCCUGCUGUUCCCGGAAACGCUCCCAGCAACUGCCAGUCUGUGGCCUUCACUGUCGUUCCCCGCACCCAAUGCCAGAACAACGUCAUUGUUCCUCCUUCUUCGACCCCUAUCCUGCCGCCCACCGUUUCCAGCAGCGUCCCCGUUGUCGUCCCGACUACCACUGGUUCUGUCAACCCUCCCGGUCCUCCGGGAGGAACUACCAACGUUGUCGGACCCAGCAGCACCGCCAUUGUCGGACCCAGCAACACCAACAUCGUCGGACCCAGCAGUACCGCCAUUGUCGGACCCAGCAACACCAACAUUGUCGGACCCAGCAACACCAACAUCGUCGGACCCAGCAGCACCGUCAUCGUCGGACCCAGCAGCACCGUCAUCGUCGGACCCAGCGGAACCACUGUUGUUACUCCCAGCAGCACCAACAUCGUCGGACCCGGCGGAACCACCAUCGUCGGACCCAGCGGAACCACCAUCAUCAACCCCAGCAGCACCGCCAUCAUCGGACCCGGUGGUACCACCAUCAUUGGCCCAACUCAGACCGUCCUCCCGACUGCCACCAACACCGGCGUCACUGCUCCCAGCGUUGCUCCUAACCCUCCUGUCAUCGGCAAUUACGCGUCUCUGGGUUGCUUUGCUUCGAACGGCGGCUUCCCCUCGUUCAUUUUUGCCGAAUCGAGGGCCGAUAAUUCUAUCGAAAGCUGUAUCGCUUCCUGCGCUGGUCAGAGGUUCGUCGGUGUCUUCAGCACCGACUGCUACUGCGGAGACUUUAUCGACAACACCCAGACCUCGCUCGUUUCCGAGACUCAGUGCAACACUCCUUGCCCUGGAAACUCUACGGAGCGUUGCGGUGGUCGUGCGUCCAUCCAGCGUCGCCAGUCUGUUCCUUUGGACGUCCGCCUGAGCGUCUACAUCCGCAUCGACGCCAACACCCCCGGCGGCAACGGCGGUGUUUCCACCAUCGUCAGCGUCAGCGUCAGCGCCGGCCCCACCGCGACCCAGUCCUUCACCUUCACCACCGUCGUCACCAACCCCGGCGCCGGAGGAGCCGGAGGGGCCGGAGGUAACGGCGCCGUCCCGACAGGCCCCGUUGUCGCAGGCACCCUCACCCUGCCCCCUGGUCUCUACACCGAGGGCGGCGCCACCCCGACCGGCCAGUUCUGCCGCAUCACCACGGGAUCCUGGCUCAUCGGCCAGACGACCCUCCUCCCCUUCCCCCUGCCCACGGCCUGA
Messenger RNA from Colletotrichum karsti, 3594 nucleotides. RefSeq lists its product as uncharacterized. The coding region runs from base 1 to 3594 and encodes 1197 amino acids. The record is from RefSeq and is a predicted model, not a curated record. NCBI's taxonomy places the organism in Eukaryota, Fungi, Ascomycota, Sordariomycetes, Glomerellales, Glomerellaceae. The transcript is spliced from 2 exons.